This is a messenger RNA of Fukomys damarensis (Damara mole-rat), 1265 nucleotides long. It is a transcript of the gene Tnfrsf1a, whose product is annotated as TNF receptor superfamily member 1A. Lineage: Eukaryota; Metazoa; Chordata; Mammalia; Rodentia; Bathyergidae. Gene Ontology annotation, biological process: inflammatory response; tumor necrosis factor-mediated signaling pathway; prostaglandin metabolic process. The transcript is spliced from 9 exons. Gene Ontology annotation, cellular component: signaling receptor complex; membrane raft; mitochondrion. The annotation marks the transcript as partial. Gene Ontology annotation, molecular function: tumor necrosis factor binding; tumor necrosis factor receptor activity. The record is from RefSeq and is a predicted model, not a curated record.
CCCGCCUCCUCCUCAGCCACCUCCCAGCUCUUCCUGUCUGGUGCAACACCCUCCUGAGGCUCUCCCUCCCCUCCCACCCCUCUGCUCUGGCUUUAGUUUUCAGACUUGGCCUCGGGUUCUGGCCUCUGGGCUUUGGGGACCCCAGGUGGGGUGGUGAUCUCCACCGUCCCGGUCUCUUGCCUCUUCCUCCAGCCAAGCCGGGGGAUCUGUGACCUCUGGUCGGACUCCGACACUACUGCCCCCGAAGCUGUCCUAUCCCCAAUGGGGGAGUGAGAGGCCCCUGCUGGCCGGACAUGGGCCUCCCUGCCGUGCCUGGCCCGCUGCUGCCACAGGUGCUCCUGGCUCUGCUGCUGGGGAUAUUUUCAUCAGGUGUCAUUGGCCUGGUCCCCUCCUUUGGGGAUCGGGAGAAGAGGGACAGUCCGUGUCCCCAGGGAAAAUACAGCCAUCCUCAAAACAGCUCCAUCUGCUGCACCAAGUGCCACAAAGGGACCUACCUGCACAAUGACUGCCUGGGCCCGGGGCUGGACACCGACUGCAGGGUGUGUGCGAGCGGCACCUUCACGUCCACUGAGAACCACUCCCCUGUGUGCCUCACCUGCUCCAGCUGCCGGGAAGAACUGCUCCAGGUGGAGCUUUCCCCUUGCACAGUGGACCGGGACACCGUGUGUGGCUGCAGGAAGAACCAGUUCCGGAACUACUAUGGGGAUACACAUUUCUCGUGCACCAACUGCAGCCCCUGCCUCAACGGCACCAUUACCAUCCCCUGCCAGGAGAGACAGAACACUGUGUGCACCUGCUACACAGGCUUCUUCCCAAGAGGCAGCAAGUGUCUCUCUUGCAGUGAAUGUAAGGAAGAGUCAGAGUGCUCCAAGUCGUGCCCACGCUCUGUAAUCAGGCCCCCCAAGGACUCAGGUACCACAGUGCUGUUGCCCCUGGUGAUCCUGUUAGGCCUUUGCCUUUUAUCUCUGCUAUUCAUCGUCUUAAUGUGCCGCUACCCGAGGUGGAAGCCUAAACUCUACUCCAUUGUUUGUGGGAAAUCCGCACCGGUGAAAGAGGGUGAGCUGCAAGGAAUUACGAUCACUAAGCCCCUCACCUCGACCCCGUGCUUCAACCCCAGCCCCGGCUGCAGGCUUGCCUCCACCUCCACGCCCCCGGACUGGCCGGACUUCAGGGAUGCGGGGCCCCGACUUCUGCGGGCCGAGCCCAUCUUCUCCCCGGGGCUCAUGGCUGCACCCGUCCCCACUGCUGGCCACAAGAGGGAAGAC